Messenger RNA from Aspergillus fischeri NRRL 181, 663 nucleotides. RefSeq lists its product as uncharacterized. Bases 1 to 663 code for a protein of 220 amino acids. The transcript has a single exon. The record is from RefSeq and is a predicted model, not a curated record. NCBI's taxonomy places the organism in Eukaryota, Fungi, Ascomycota, Eurotiomycetes, Eurotiales, Aspergillaceae.
AUGUACAAGUCUCACCAAGGCAGAGGACCCGCAAAGGGAUAUAUUGAAGCGCUCGAACAUCGUCUGCAUGAGACGGAACAGAUGCUGUUGAGAUUGCUGGCUCACAUGACCGACGAGCAGUUAUCGACUGCUCUUGAACGGGACCAGUCACCCUUUUUGCGUUCCGGGAAGAACGAUGCACAAUAUUGGAGACAAUAUCCAUUGCGCACAGCUCGUGAUCUUCGAAAGUGGCAGCAAGAUUGUUUGGCAGAAACAAGAGUGGCUGGCCUUCCUAUGUUCUCGCCGUCGAGGCGCAUCGACGCUUCUGCGCAAUCAAAAGUCGAAGCUGACGAAAAUAGUCCAGUAGCGCCUGAGAGUCAGCAAAUCGAGGAACAGCCUGUACCUCAUUCUGAACAGGAUACAGGCGCACGCGAAGAGGAACUGAGAUCCACUCAAGCGAUCCACGGUAAGGACAUGAACCAGCGUGUCGCAUGGGAGAACGGUUACGAUUCAUGCAACGAGUUGAGAAAAUCUUCAACAGCAAUGGGAUUCAUGUUUAUACCGUCGUCGUUGGAGUCUACCCGCUUAGAAGAUACGCAGUCCUUGCACGCCGAUACUCCCCCCGGACCAAACCUUUGGAGUGGAGCGCCCUCGGUAGCUUUCCAGCGACAAUUCCUCUGGUAG